Molecule: messenger RNA, 2966 nt
Organism: Neodiprion fabricii
Lineage: Eukaryota; Metazoa; Arthropoda; Insecta; Hymenoptera; Diprionidae
Product: protein-L-isoaspartate O-methyltransferase domain-containing protein 1-like
Exons: 5
Coding region: 474-2165 (563 amino acids)
Biological process (GO): protein modification process
Cellular component (GO): cytoplasm
Molecular function (GO): protein-L-isoaspartate (D-aspartate) O-methyltransferase activity
Source: RefSeq, a predicted model, not a curated record
CAUCGGGUCAUGGAAAUAAUAAAAGAAACUCGAGACUGAUUAUCCGACAUUGCCGGAUUUCCGAAUUCUCCAAAUUUCCCUCCUGCAAACUGCCAUUUUACAUUCUGAAAUAGUUCAUCCGUGCUGCUCAUCGUUUGUCGUGCAACGGCGCAGAUCCACGCAGCAUCGCUUGUGUUGUUAUGUAUUUUUGUUGCAUAAAAAUGGUGGUUAUCAGCUGAUGCGUAAACUCGAUACACUCUUGAUGAACUCUCAUAUUAAUCAAAACAAUUGAGUCGCGACGACAGGAGCACAAGCCAGUAUCUAAUGGGUGAUUGUUACCUCAAAAGACUCGAGUUGUUUUACACCGCGCCAUAUUAUUUGCCGCUAAUAUUCGUAAAAUAACAAUUUUUGGAAAAACGGGUGAUCAAACUGACGUCACAACGUUCCCUAUCGACAUCCGCUACCUGUGACCUGCGUUCAUUGAAUUAAUUUCGAUGAUGGGAGGAGCCCUUACUAUUGGCCAGAACAAUGACGACUUGGUCGAGUAUUUAUUGGAAACUGGCUAUAUCCGGAGAAAGGAGAUCGAAGUUGUUUUCAGAGCUGUGGAUCGCGCCAGCUACUUGCUUCCUUCACACCAGGAAAGUGCGUACAAAGAUCUUGCCUGGAAACAUGGGAACCUCCACUUGUCUGCACCUUGUGUCUAUGGAGUAGCGAUGGAGUACCUUUCUCUCCAACCUGGGCAGAGCUUUUUAAAUAUCGGUAGCGGCACUGGAUACUUGAGCACAAUGGCUGGCCUGUUAUUAGGACCCUAUGGCAUUAAUCAUGGCAUCGAAUUGCAUGAAGACUGUCUUCAAUAUGCUUAUGAGCAAUUGGAAAAAUUCAAACUGUACUCACGUACGCUUGAAGAAUUUGAUUUCUGUGAGCCUUCGUUCGUACAAGGUAAUUGUCUGCGCGUUACACCGGGAAAAGAAUAUGAUGCGGUUUACUGUGGAGCGGCAGUUUCUGAUAGUAACAUAGAUGCGAUUAAACGAUUUGUACGAGUUGGAGGAUUGGUCGUGAUGCCUUACAAGGGUCAUCUAUGUUGUUUCACGAGGACUAGCGAGAACGUCUGGGCAUGUAAAAAAUCCUUGGGGGUAUCGUUUGCAACACUGAUCGUACCUGAUCCAGCGGACCAGAAUUCAAUCACUCUGCCUGACAGUGAACCUAUGUCCCUCCAGGAACUAUGUAGAAGUAUAGUGAGACAUAGAUUGCGUGAAAACAUUUGGGAAGAGUUUCCGGAACUCGAUAGGCGGAAUAUGAAUACUUCACUUCAUCCAUUACGAAAUGAUUCUUUUUGUCCAAUGUCCAGCGACACAGUGUGGGAUGACGACGACUAUGAGGACGAUGAAGAAGAUGAUGAAGAGGAGGAUGAGGACGACAACGAAGACGACGAAAACAUCGAUGACGAAAACAUCGAUGACGACGAUGAGCGUGAAGGCCCUGUGUGGGACGUAGAUUUUAUAGGACGAACACGCUUUCUUUUCAACAUGGAGGUCGAGUCUGAGGCCACGAGUAACCCGCUACAACUCGAUAGAGUCGCAAUGCUCUUGCAGCAGAGAACUGCCGCCGUAGGUCGGCGAGUUGGUGCUACUCUAGAUAGAAUAGUGGAGGAGAAAUGGAACGGUGAUGCUCCGGCAGACAUUGGAAGCCCGAGUACCAACUUGGAACAGGACGAGAGUUCCGGUAUGGCUGAGAACCAAGGCACAGAUGCUGUCACUGUUGAUAGCAGCAGUAGUGAGGCUUUUUGUAGCCAGGGAAAACAGUCCGAUGAGUGUACCGCACGCCGCAGCGAGAGCGAUACCGAAAGCGACAGCGAAGAUGAGGUACCGAUACAGUGGAAGCAGAUCACAAAACGGGAUAAUUCGGACAGCGGCAUAAUCGAGGACAUCAAUAACUGCUUCGACGACAGUAGCUCGAGCUGGAGCGCUGUCCACUCGUACUCAGAGGUCGAUGACUACAGCAUGGACGUAGACUUGUCGACUGUUGCGCCGAGCAAAACUUACGAAAAAGCUUACAGUGAGCACAAGUCCGAUAAGCCGAUCUCCGUUCGGUCCCGUUUGUUUAUUAAUUGCUUUAAGGAAAAGAUACAGAUGCUACCGUUGCCGGAAACAAUGAAGAUGUACAUAAACUAUCAUCGAAAGCUGUAAAUAAUAACUGUCAACUAUCGCCAUUAUUUGAAUACUAUAUCAUAUUAUAUAUAUUAGGGUGGUCCUUAUUUUGGGUAAGUCGGAAUUUCAAACCUCUCACCCCUUGCAUAUCUCCCAUUUGCCAGAAAAAAAAUGUGUGCAAAGUUUAAGCCCAAUCGGACAACGUUUACCCGUGGCCCAAGAGGGUCAAAGUUUAAUAUUGGAGCCAAAUGGUAAAAACGAGCUUGAAGGCCUUUAUUUAAGUAGACCAGCGAAAAAAAACCGUAGCAAGCUAUAAUCCACAAGAUUUCUAACUAAAUUCACAACUAAUUGAAUGUACUGAUACCAAGUUCUGCCAAAAAUUUCUAUGUCGAGUUGUAGAUGUACGUAUGUUGUAGAAUCUACGUAUUUACAUCGUACAUUACAUUUACGAGUUGUAGAUGUACGUAUUUGUAGAUGUACGUAUGUUGUAGAAUCUACGUAUUUACAUCUACAACUCGACAUAGAAAUUUUUGGCGGAACUCGGUAUCAGUACAUUCAAUUAGUUGUGAAUUUAGUUAGAAAUCUUGUGGAUUAUAGCCUGCUACGAUUUUUUUUCGCUGGUCUACAUAAAAUAAGGCCUUCAAGCUCGUUUUUAUCAUUUGGCUCCAAUAUUAAACUUUGACCCUCUUGGGCCACGGGUAAACGUUGUCCGAUUGGGCUUAAACUUUGCACACAUUUUUUUUUUUGGCAAAUGGGAGAUAUGCAAGGGGUGAGAGGUUUGAAAUUCCGACUCACCCAAAAUAAGGACCACCCUAAUAUAUAUAUUAUCUUUGAAUACUC